GCUUCUUCGCCUUUCCUCCCCUGCUUCUUCCCCUUUCUGCUCUGCUCUGCUCUCCUCGGACGGCGCGCCUCGCCAGUCGUCAUGGCUUCCGACGGAAGGAUCAGGACCAGGAGGAUCGUCGACUACCUCAACGACGGCGAGGAGCUCGGGGUCGAUGGGACGGUGGGGACGCCGCCGCGCUCCCCGGCGGCUGCGAGGUCGGUGCUACCCAGGUUCAGGUGGGCGCGGCUGGUCAGGCUCGGGAGGAAGGACGGCGGUGGGAAUGGGAAGGAGGAGGAGUUGGUCGUUGCGGAGAAGGGCGAGCUCCCGCCCGUGGUCGUGUCUACCUCAGAACGCGAAUCCGCAACUACAAGCGACCCAAAGCAUUCCGACCUGGGCGUCGGGUUAAGCCUGGUGUUCCUCCUGGCCAAGACGUCCGACGAGUUCAACAAGAUGGUCAAGGUGCGCACGGAGAUGGAGGAACUCUUGAAAGAGAUAAAAGACGAGGUUAGGAGCAAGAGCAGCAUCGACGGCCAUGAUGUUUCGAAAGCUCUCAACCGCGAGUCCAUCACAUCGAGUUGCGUCACCGAUGGAAACGACCACAGAGCGAGUGGUCACCUGGAGGAUCAGGCCGCCUCGUCCAGCAUGGAGGCGGCGAGCUGCGAGAAGUCGUACGAGGAUGAUGGUUGCUGUGCGAGGAUGGACGUGCUUGAGGAGGAAUUCCAUGCCGAGCUAGAGCAGCUUCAGGUUAACUACGGUUCAGAUACUCCAUUUCUGCCGGAAGAAGAACAUGAUACAGAGCCAUCGGAUGACACUGCCGACUACCGGCAUGGAGUUAACGACGAUGACUUGGGGGAUGUUGCUGACGACGAAGAAGACAACGAUGAUGAUGAAACCGAGUACAAUGGAGUUUCUGCAGUUGAGCUGGAGAGAAGGCUUCACGAACUUCUCCAUGAAAGGAAUCGGGACAGGAUUGAGGAGUUGGAAGCGGCGCUGCAGCGCACGGAGAAGAAGCUCGUCGAGAAAGAAAUGGAGGUGCGCUUAUGGAAGGACACGGCAAAAUUCGCGUUGAGACAGGACAAGAACAAUGAGUUGCACUGAGGGGGUUGCGGAGAUGGUGUGCUUUUCGUGCACAAUUCAUCGAUUCUACGUGAUCACACGCGAAGGAGAAUCUUAUGAAAAUUGUGUGAAUGGGCCAACACAAUUCCAUGGCCAACCGCAGGAUAGAUCUUUGUGGAGUAUUUUACCGGAGAUAUGGUGAAUUGUUCAUACCACAGUUUAGUCUCUUAGAUUACCAGAGGACGUUUUGGUUUUGGGUAAAACCAGUCCAUUACUGUCUCAUUUAGUCUGACUGGUGUAGAAUCCUUGUGAGAUUUGUAAAAUCAGUCCAUCUCUGCAUGCGCAUGCUUUGGAUCAAUGUGAAUUCAGCGAUCAUAUGGUUCUUUA
Molecule: messenger RNA, 1425 nt
Organism: Phragmites australis (common reed)
Lineage: Eukaryota; Viridiplantae; Streptophyta; Magnoliopsida; Poales; Poaceae
Product: protein POLAR-like 1
Exons: 4
Coding region: 82-1080 (332 amino acids)
Biological process (GO): asymmetric cell division
Source: RefSeq, a predicted model, not a curated record